Messenger RNA from Malassezia japonica, 831 nucleotides. Its product is annotated as nicotinamide N-methyltransferase. Lineage: Eukaryota; Fungi; Basidiomycota; Malasseziomycetes; Malasseziales; Malasseziaceae. The record is from RefSeq and is a predicted model, not a curated record. The transcript has a single exon. Bases 1 to 831 code for a protein of 276 amino acids.
AUGGACGAAGUCGAUAUCUUUGAGGACGCGCUCUUUACCGUCUUUGCGCAUCACCAGCCCGCACGUGGCGACCCCGGCUCGGUGGCGCACUAUCCCCACGCGGCGCUCCCGGGAUGGGUGGGUGAAAAAGGCAUUGCGUACCGCAUCGCGGAUCUCAGCAGCGCCAACACCAAGCUCUUUGCGCACCACCAGUGGGACGCGGGCGUGUACCUCGCCGACCUGCUCGCGGAGGCGCCAGCGUGGGCGGAUGCGCGCGGGCGAACCGUCGUGGAGCUCGGUGCGGGCACCGGGCUUCCUGCGCUCGUCGCAGCCGCCAUCGGAGCGAAGCGCACGGUGGUGACCGACUACCCCGACAAGGAUAUUGUCGCGAAUCUCGAGCAGAACGCCGCGUGGCUCAAGGGGCGCGCGCCGCACGCGCUCCCGCUCGACGUGCGCGGCCUCGCGUGGGGCGAGGGCCUCGACGUGUUUCUCGACAUGUACGGCACCAUGGACUGCGUCAUUGCGGCCGAUGUGCUAUGGGUAUCUUCGCAGCAUGCCGCGCUUCUCGACACGGUAUGUGCGCUGCUUGCACGUACGAAAGACGCGCGAUUUUUGCUCGCGGCCGGCUUCCACACUGGGCGCCCGGCGAUUGCGCGCUUCCUGGACGCGGCCCAGGCGCGGGGCCUCGCGUUCGACGAGGAUGCGCCGCACGGCGGCGUGUACGAGCGCAGCAUCUUUGGCCAGAUCCAGCCGUACACGCACAGCGUGCGGGAUGAGCACGGCGAGGAGGACAUGGGCGAUAUCCAGGAGCGGGGGCAGUGGAUCGCGGUCGCGAGCUUCCGGUGGGCCUAG